Molecule: messenger RNA, 6847 nt
Organism: Cuculus canorus (common cuckoo)
Lineage: Eukaryota; Metazoa; Chordata; Aves; Cuculiformes; Cuculidae
Gene: SKI
Product: SKI proto-oncogene
Exons: 7
Coding region: 950-3100 (716 amino acids)
Biological process (GO): negative regulation of BMP signaling pathway
Cellular component (GO): nucleus
Molecular function (GO): RNA polymerase II cis-regulatory region sequence-specific DNA binding; DNA-binding transcription factor activity, RNA polymerase II-specific; SMAD binding
Source: RefSeq, a predicted model, not a curated record
CCGGCCCGGGGAGUUGGUCACAUUCUUGGCUGGGAUUCAAUGACUGAGGCAGACACCAACAAACAGAGGGGGGGAGGAGGAGGAGGAGUGAGGGAGGCUGAGCCAGCCCGCAUUAGCUCAGCUCUCAGGCACUCUCAGUCUCUGCUGGAAAGAGGAGCUGGGAGGAUGUGCGCUCUGUUACCGCGGUUCCCCACGGCACGGCGAGAAGACCGACAGAAAUAAGGGAAGAAAGGCGAACCGAGAGACGAGGAGUCCUCCCAGAUCACGCUGAGGGACCACGAGGGGGAAGGGAACCUGCUCAUCGCCCGUCCGAAGCCCCUGCGCCUGUUUGGAAGUGCCAGAGAUUUGGGCCUUUUCUUCUGCGUCCUUCCCUGCCACAGACCAAGCUUUCUUCCUCCUCCUCCUGCUUUUUCCUUCCCACCCCCGCGCCUGCCUUUCGGUGGAUAUGGACAGAAGGGCGAUUACCGCAGAGAAGCAGCAGCCGCCAGAACAUAUUUGAGACCCGGGUGCUGGGAGCGUGGCACAGACUUCUUGUAUUUCCGUGGGUGGCGAGUGAGUGUAUGUGUGUGUGAGUGAGUGUGGUGGAGGUGUGGGAGGCGGGAUCGGUUUGCCUGGGGGUUGGCUGAGGGGGUGAGUGCUCGGAUGAAGACCUCUUUUUGGCGUGACUCUGUGCUCCAUCGGGGCAUCUUGGAGACUUGGAGGGUUUGAAAUUGUAACCAACCGAAAGAAAAGAAAGAAGAGAGAGACACGCAUACAAAAGGAUUUAUUUCCUAUUCGUUAGUGGAUUGUUAAACCCCAGCGGGAAGGAGAAAAAAAAAGAAGGGUGGGUUCUAUUUUGUUCGUAAUUUUUUUUUCCUAAAAAAAAAAAAAAAUCCCUUAAGUGGAUUUGUACGAGGGUGGACGAUAACUGGGGAUUUUUGCUGUUUGUUUUGGGAAUAGAAACUAAAAAAUGGAGACUGUAAGUAGAAGCAGCUUCCAGCCUCAUCCAGGACUGCAGAAGACCUUGGAACAGUUUCAUCUGAGCUCUAUGAGCUCCUUGGGUGGCCCUGCUGCUUUCUCAGCACGAUGGGCACAGGAGAUGUAUAAGAAAGACAAUGGCAAAGAUCCCGCAGAACCUGUACUGCAUCUGCCCCCCAUCCAGCCGCCUCCGGUGAUGCCUGGUCCCUUCUUCAUGCCCUCGGACAGAUCUACGGAGAGGUGCGAGACCAUCCUGGAAGGGGAAACCAUCUCCUGCUUCGUGGUGGGUGGAGAGAAGCGGCUUUGCUUGCCCCAGAUCCUGAACUCGGUGCUCAGAGACUUCUCCCUGCAGCAGAUUAAUUCGGUGUGUGAUGAGCUACAUAUUUACUGCUCCAGAUGCACUGCUGACCAGCUGGAAAUCCUCAAAGUCAUGGGCAUCCUGCCCUUCUCUGCUCCUUCCUGCGGGCUCAUCACUAAAACUGAUGCCGAGAGGCUUUGUAACGCCUUGCUUUAUGGUGGCACCUACCCUCCUCACUGCAAGAAGGAAUUCUCUAGCACGAUUGAGCUGGAGCUUACGGAGAAGAGCUUCAAGGUGUAUCAUGAGUGCUUUGGGAAGUGUAAGGGACUCCUGGUACCAGAGCUUUAUAGCAACCCCAGCGCAGCUUGCAUCCAGUGCUUGGACUGCAGGCUUAUGUACCCACCUCACAAAUUUGUGGUCCACUCUCACAAAUCCCUGGAAAACAGGACUUGCCACUGGGGCUUUGACUCUGCAAACUGGAGAUCCUAUAUCCUCCUCAGCCAGGAUUACACUGGAAAAGAGGAGAAAGCUAGGCUGAGCCAGCUCUUAGAUGAAAUGAAAGAAAAAUUUGACUAUAACAACAAAUACAAGAGGAAAGCCCCCAGGGUCCCUUCAGAUCCUCCUGCUUCCAAAAAGUCCAAACUAGAUGACUCUGCUUCCCAGUCUCCAGCUUCUACUGAGAAAGAAAAACAGUCCAGUUGGUUACGGUCCUUAUCCAGUUCGUCUAAUAAGAGUAUCGGCUGUGUCCACCCCCGUCAGCGCCUCUCCGCUUUCCGGCCCUGGUCCCCUGCUGUAUCAGCAAAUGAGAAAGAGCUCUCAUCCCACCUUCCCGCAUUGAUCCGAGACAGUUUCUACUCCUACAAAAGCUUUGAGAAUGCCGUGGCCCCCAACGUGGCCCUGGCACCGCCAGCCCAACAGAAAAUCAUCAGCACCGCACCCUGCGCCACCGUGGUGUCCCGGAGCGGCGAAGCUCUGAGCAGCACUGCCCAGCCGCGGAAGAGGAAACACGCUGCGGAGAACACUGCUGCCCCAGAAGCAGCAGCCACUGCUGCGGCCCCUGUUACUGCCACUGAAGAGGAGAAGGAGUCGGAAGCUGAAAUUGAAGUAGAAACUAGGGAAGAAUUCACCUCCUCCUUAUCCUCGCUCUCCUCCCCGUCCUUUACUUCGUCCAGCUCCGCAAAGGACAUGAGCUCGCCUGGGAUGCAGGCCCCGGUCGCGGUCAGCAGUUCGUACGAGGCCGUGCCGCACUCUGACUCCCACAGCAGCGGGCUGGAGGCCGAGCUGGAGCACCUGCGGCAGGCCCUGGACAGCGGCCUCGACACGAAAGAAGCCAAAGAAAAAUUCCUCCAUGAAGUUGUUAAAAUGAGAGUGAAGCAGGAAGAGAAGCUGAACGCUGCCUUGCAAGCCAAGCGCAGUCUACAUCAGGAGCUGGAAUUCCUGAGAGUGGCUAAGAAAGAGAAACUGAGAGAAGCAACGGAGGCAAAGCGCAACUUAAGGAAAGAGAUUGAACGUCUGAGAGCUGAAAAUGAGAAGAAAAUGAAGGAAGCCAACGAGUCUCGGAUACGACUGAAGAGGGAACUGGAACAAGCCAGGCAGAUCCGGGUUUGUGACAAGGGCUGUGAAGCAGGGAGGCUCCGGGCCAAGUACUCAGCCCAGAUUGAGGACCUCCAGGUCAAGCUCCAGCACGCAGAGGCUGACAGGGAGCAGCUCCGGGCUGACCUGAUGCACGAAAGGGAGGCUCGGGAACACUUGGAAAAAGUAGUCAAGGAACUUCAGGAACAACUGUGGCCUAAACCGAGCAGUCAAGCCAGCAGCGAGAACACAGCGAGCAACAUGGAGAACUAAAGCGCCUCUCGCCAGACCCAUCCGAACGACAGAUCUGCACAGUAAGGGAGGACGUGUGGGUACAUGUUUAAGUGCAUGUGUGAGUAGUGGUGUCUCGGCACACAGACCUAUCGCUAUGGAUUCUGAUUAGGUGAAGGCAGAUGUUACUCUUUAGAACAGAAGCACUGAAUUAUGCCUCUUUUUUCCCGAUCCGUAUAGCACAACAUCUUACUGUGCCUAUAAAACACAAAGUGUUUAUAAACAAAAUACUUCUAAGUCCACAGCAAAUUUUCUACUGGCAAACUCCAAGCAAGCAGCAUCGUCCAGCUCAAAUCAGAGUCAAAGGCAAGCAUGGCAGUGUUUGUGUGUUGCCCUUCUGCCUGUUGGAACAUUUUCGAAUUUAAAAACAAACUUUUCUUAUAAGCUAUUUAAAAUGAUUCAUUACACGGACUUGGUAUUAAAGAAAAAUUAACAAGAUUUUUAUAAUGAACCUUUAGAAGCAAAACAAAAAAAAAACCUUUGAUGCACAAUUUUUAAGGACUCAUUAUAGGCUUUGGGGUUCCUCACAGAGAAGCCCUCUGGCGAUGAUGCCAUUUCAUUAGCAGUUUUCCAGCCAUCGAGGAAGCCAUCGCAGUUUUAAUCCCGUCACGUGGUCAUAUGAGAAGUUCAGAGUGCGUUUCAAAGUUGAUUUUUUCCUUCAAAAGAAUUCUCUUCAUUUCCUGUCCCAAACACGAGAAGGAAGGUGCAGGACUGUGCAGGGUGGGUGGGAGUGGGGAGCGGGGACGGGCAGAGAAGCCGUGCGCUUUAGAGUUACAAACCCAGCCUUACAGCCGUCAGUGUUUGCGCAUCACGCCACCUCUUCUGAAGCCAUCUUCACGAAUGGAUGUGUUCAAAGGACUCGCUUCAUCCAAGAGCACUUCAGCUUUAGGAAAAGAAAGAAGGAAAGAAAGGAGGGAAAGGGAUGUCCUGUUCAGUCGGUUGAGAAGCAAAGCAGAAGGCACUUGCGUUUUGAAGUCAUUCUGAAAUCUUUACUUCAGCUCUCCAUUUUCUGGCAAACUCAUGGAUCGCUGUUGCACCGUCUCACCCUACGUUCAGUAUUUCCCUGCGUUCAUUGUGGACUGGCAGUCAGGGUUUCUGUGCUCACUGAGAGUGCAACAUCGUGUUAUCGGCUACUAUAGAAAAGAAAAACGUUUUUGCUGCUGUGAAUGUCUACAUCAUUUUUUAAAAAAAACUCUUGUUUUUAAAGAAAGAAAUUACUUUAAUUUUGGGAUCCAAGCCUUGGCCCGCAAUAGAAAUGCAGCAUGGCCUCACUUUGUCUUAGUGUCGGUGAUGUGGAUGUUUUUAUUUUUUAACCUGCACUUUGUCAGAAUGUUUCUCUGCAUUUUAUUCCAUGUUUCUGAAGUUUACAAGUCGCGUAUUCUAGCCCCUGCCCUGCUCGCCAAGUGUGACCACCACCAGCCCAGUUUGCCACCACACGACACCUCACAUGGUCUCUGACAUUUAUGCAAAGUGAGGGUUCGGCAGGUCUAGAACGCCACCACCUACGGUCACCUGAGCGGCACCGCUGGUCCAGCUCUGCCCGGUCUGCGCGGCUUUGUACCCAGUAGGAGCUCUGGGAAGUGCUUAUCGCACACAGCUGGUGCUUUACUGAACAAGAGAAGAGCUCUUUUCACCCAUAAACACUCACCUCUUACACUCAAGCUGAUCAGCAUGAAGUGAAAAUCUGGUGUGGGGCUAUAGACGUGCCUUCCAGCUCACUCGUCCUGUUGGCAUCCUCCCCAGGCAACGCUGCCACUUUUUUACCUUAAAGAAGAAAAAGAAAAAAAAAAGCCCCCCGAUGCAUCCUCACACACAAAAGUUCCUCCAAACAAAGAACCCCAUUUCCAGUGAUCUUUAUUUGCUUUUGGACAUGAAUACAAACUGUGUAAGCUUAAAAGUUAUUUCCCAGUAGACAGAAAGCGGCUUCCAAUCCUAAAAUUACAGUAUUUACUGACCUUAGAGUUGUGUUGUUUUCUUUAAACAAGAGCUGUUUGCUUGAAACCAUUAUAACUGUUAUCAUAACUGUGAGCAUUAACAGAGAAGUUCAUAUAUAUAUGAUUUAGGUACAAAACCGAGAAAUACAAAAGGAGUAGAAUUACUGGGACAAUGCAAAACAGUUGGGAGCAAGAACCAGUGACACUGAGUAAAUGACACCCGCGAACCUGUCCGUUCGCCCUGGGGCUCGCCCCGGGUGCUCGGGAUGAGACCGAGUCUCAAGGCAGAUCUCCUCCUCUAAAGUGCAAUGCAAAAGGAAUUUUCAUUAUGCUUAAGCAGAUUUUUUUUAAUGUGGUGGUUUGUUUGUUUGUGUUUUUUUUGCUUCUUUGUAUGUUUUUUUUCUGCGAUUAUUAAAUCAUAUGCAUGAAAUUAAAGUCUCUGCCAUACGUAUAUUCAUUAAUGGGCAUUAUUACUGUCUUAUGUAAAGGGUUUAUUGUGUUAUGCAGUAUGCAUCAAAUGUUCUCAGCCUUAUGAUUUCCAGAGCUGUAUUAUUCACUUAUUUCUUCAAGGGAAACUAAAUUCUCGUUGAUGGUUGUGUGUUUCCGCAGUCCCAGACGCUGGGCUUCACUGCCAUGCACAGAAAUUACACACAGAACAAAUGCAUUCUCACUCUCGCAGCUUCGGGGAACCUCACUUCAGCAAUGGUGUGGGUCCACCACACCACCUCUCCCCUUUGUGACUCCACAAAAAAAAAGCAACGCAUCCCUCCCUCUCUGGUUUGUACGGGGAAAGCGGCCCUUGACACAGGUCCUGCGGGUCUAGGGGAGCACACCCACUCACUGGCACGAUUCCAUCUGUGCACGGGGCGAUUUUAUCCUCCAAAAUAAAUGAAAUCUGCAGUUUUCAAAUGUAAAAAAUAGACAAGUUAAAUAGUCUUACUAAGUGGCUCGUCAGACACGCAGCGUCACCUGUGCUUCAUGGGUGCACGGGAUAGGGUUGGUGAAGGCUCCAAAAGGCACUCGCAUCUCCUGGGACAAGCCCGGGGAAUGCUUGCUUGCUGGGAGUGACGGUGAUUCCAUGAAGUGUCACCUGUGGCACAUGGACUUCAGACUGUCUGAGGUUUGGAUUCUGUAGUUAUUUGAUCCUUGGGAGCAAAUACAGCCAAGUCAAAACGUUUCUAUAAAUUAAGGCUUAGAGAAAAGAAGUGAGGGAAGGUGCUGGAGGCGGGGAGUUCUGUGUGCAAUUUCUGUGGCUGCCACACCUCAGUCAAACCGCAGCCCAUUUGGACAGAACGGCUUUCCUCUCGCUGUACUUUUGAGUCCCUGCUGCAUUCUGUUUGCGCUCCGGCCCGAGUGCGGGAAUUACAGUCACAGCUUCUCGUUUCAUCUGCUCUUUAGUUUCCUUUAAUAAGUUAGAAGGGAGAAGAGGUGUUUCAUACAGGCUGUUGACUCUCCCUGUACUUAAAAAUAUAUUACUUAAUACUUGUAUAUUCAGUUUAAUUACUCAUUGUUUCUAUUACUGAAAGAAGACUUAACGAAGGGAAAAAAACCAACAGCAAUAACAUUCAUAUCUCUGGAGCAGCUAACUAGUAUACAGAAUAUUCUGCUUUUCGAACAGAACUAGCCAAUGUAAAAAAAAAAAGUUAAGAGUAAAUUCAACCUGUAAAUACUUUUGUUCAUUUUACACUGUUGUAUUAUAAGUGUAUAUGGUGUUUACUUUUUCAAAACUCUUUCUUACCUGGUAGUUGUCUUGUUUUAUGAGUUGUGUUUUUAACUAAGAAGAACCUUUGCUGUC